AGGUCGCGUCUUCCCAACCCACCCUUCACUCCCUUUCCCAACCCUCUCUAUUGACUUCACCUCUGUCCCCUUCCACCCCCGCCCCCUUUCCCCACCGCCACAAGUAUCAAACUUUCCUUUUACCCUCAACAUCCUUUCUUCUCACUUUCUCACCCAUUUGCUUCCUCUUAGCCCUUCUCUGGCGACGCGUCCUCACCCGAGAGUACAAACAAUUUAGCCAUGCCGCUAACGGCAGAUAGCGACAUUGAGAUGUCUUAUCACUCUGAAAAUGAGGUUGAGGCUCCAGACGAAGCGUCUGCCCAGCUUCUGGCGGCACUCAGCCCAGCCCCGGGUGAUCGUGUUGAACCGGAGUUCGCCAUCGAUCUUCCUACACUCGAGUCUCUCGGGCUCAACCGUGAUGACUAUCAGAGUUUCCCUGAAGAAAGGCUCAUCAAGAAGAUCAGAGCGGAAGUGGAGAUUAUGGGUGUGCUCCACUGCAAGGCAAACCUUGCUGAUGGUAGCCAUGUUAUGGUAAAUUUCUGUUCCUGGAAAAAAUUAUUCAACCUCUGGCGGGAAAUUCUAACCGCGGAUCGAAUUGACAGAUGCCCUACACUCAGCUGGCCCGCUACGAUAAUUGGGAAAAAGCAUAUGCGGAUUUUGUUAGCCGGGACAACACUUUGCCGGACGCGACCAGUUCUGAGGAGACGGGCUCUGAGCGGGAUACUUCCGCAUCAAGUCUUCGGGGUCGUCAGGGCCCCAGUAAAACUGCUACUCCCAGGAAUGUUGGCAGCCCCUCGCGUUCUGGACGACAUGUUGACUCAGACUCUUCUGAUCAAGCCCCCCAAACUGAUAACAAUUCGUCAGCACCCCCUACCCAGGGCCGCCAACUUAGGAAGCGGAAUUUGUCACUACUUGCGAAGCAGCGAAAAUCUAUGCGGGAAGCUGAAGGAAUAGAGUCCUCAGAAGAUGAGGAUGCUAAUAAGGCCAUCAAGUCUCGAAACCCGGCCAAAGGCGGCGGCCGGCGCACCAGGUCGACCGGACUUUCCAAAGUCCAAAUGCUUCCUUACGGUUACGAUGACGACGAACUCAUUGUUUCUGAUCUAAAGCCCCCGCCCGGUAGGCGUCACCGAGGCCUCGUAUCAUCAAGGCGUAGAAAUGCAACGGGUGCUGGAUACGGGAGUUCCGAUUAUGGCAAUGACGAUCCUCCUGAGAGGCGUUCGGGGCGGACAACAGGACGCAAAAAUAUGUACCGAGAGCCGGACCCAAAUGCCUCCGACGACGAUUUCAUGGAUAUCGACACUGUUGCUAAGCCUAAAAAGCCCCAAAUUGUUCGUGCCAAAGAGAUAUUCCCGUCUUUGGACAAACAUGGAGAUUUUGCUAGAUUUCACGAUCGUACAUGCGAUACCUGCCUCGACCACGGUACCUCUAAAUCAAGGGGUAUCCUGAUAUAUUGCCAGGGUUGCUCUUACACCUAUCAUCAACUUUGCCUAGGACAUCGUAACAAUCGCGAGCAUCUUAUCACCAAGGUGGCCGGCAAAAACCAUGUUCUGCAAUGUAAACGCUGCAUAGGAAAGGCUCGACUUAAGAGACCCACUGCACCGUAUCUAGAUAAGUGCACAGCAUGUCGUAUCACAGGGAAAUCUUGUCAACCCUUCUCAAACCUAAAGAACAAAUCUACGCAGAAAAAGGAUGCAUCAGCGAAUGCUAGUGCUGAAACUUCUGACGUUGAGGUUGAUCCAGAACGGCUCUAUACCCCUGAAAACGUCCUAUUCCGCUGUCGUGGAUGCCGAAGGGCGUGGCAUUUUAACCAUCUACCUGCUACUGCUGAGAGUGUCGGCAAGCCUACUGCCGAAAAUCGGCUGGAGGAAUAUUCACGAGAAUGGAGAUGCGACUUAUGCCAGGAACACAGGGAGAAGGCUGAUGUUAUCCUCGCAUGGCGUCCCUCUGACAAGCAGGCUAGACAGAUGAGACCAGAAUUAAUCGACUACACAGACUUCGUUGAAGACGAGCGCGAGUACCUAGCCAAGUUCGCCAGGCAAUCUUACUUUCAUUGCAUUUGGUUGCCUGGGGCAUGGGUUUCCGGAGCUUUCCCCUUGCUUCAUACAGGGUUCAUGAAGAGGGGUCCAAAACUUUGUAUGACGACUGAAGAGGCUGUUCCCGAGGAGUGGCUUCGGAUAGAGAUCUGCCUAGAUGUUGAAUACGACUCCUAUGUCCCAGUCGGUAGUGACGCAGAACUCGACCUGUUGAGGAUAACCGAUGUGACUAAAGCUUAUGUCAAAUUCAGAGGCUUGGGGUACGAAGAGGCGGCCUGGGAACAACCUCCCAAGGAGAGUGAGAAGGAGAGGUGGGAGGAAUGGAAGCAGGCCUACGGAGAUUAUAUCCAUGGAUUUUACGUCCGCGGCGCAAGAGGGAUUCUCGAUCGUAUAAAGAAGGCUCGUUCUCUCAACUUUGAUCAAAAGCUUGUAAAAAAGAAGCAACCUGAGUAUGUAAAAGGCGGAACUUUGAUGGACUAUCAAAUGGAGGGACUAAAGUAAGUUAUUACAACUUACCAAUUUCAAGCCUCGAUAUACCAUGUGCUAAUGCUCUUACAGUUGGCUAUACUAUAAGUGGUGGAAAGGUCAGAAUGCAGUUCUCGCGGACGAAAUGGGACUUGGUAGGUUCAGCCCUGGUCCUUGUCUGAGUGCCACUAAUUUGCCGCAGGGAAAACGAUCCAAGUCAUAUCGUUCCUAUCAGUGUUGCUUGAGGAGCAUAACGUGUGGCCCUUCUUGAUCGUUGUUCCUAACUCGACCGUGCCGAACUGGUCAGUAUAGCGCACCAUGCGUUGGCAUAACACCUUCUUUGACGAAACGCUAACACUGUCGAAAGGAAACGAGAAAUACAGCGUUGGCUUCCCAACAUGCGGGUGGUAGCAUACCCCAGCGUCGACACUGCUCGCAGGCUUUCAGUAUUUCCCCCUACGUAGGUUAUUGUGAUGCUGUGUUAACUAAAGGUAGAAAAAAUACGAAAUGUUUCAUCCUGGCACCACAGAUCUCAAAUGUCACGUUGUUGUUACAUCCUACAACACGCCUGUUUCCGACGCAAAGACCCUUAGGCCAAUCCGUUGGCAAGCACUAAUUGUUGAUGAAGGACAGAGAUUAAAGAAUGACCGGAGCCAGUUCCACACCGAGAUGGCGAAAUAUCAUGCUGGUUUCAAGCUCUUGAUGACCGGCACGCCAUUGCAGAACAAUCCGAGGGAACUUUUUAAUUUGCUGCAAUUUCUGGAUCCAAAGCUACAGGCAGCCGAGAUGGAGGAGGAAUUCGGGGAACUCACAAAAGAGAAUGUGCCCAACCUUCAUGCUAUGAUUCGGUAGGCUCUCUUUUACAUGAACUCAUGGUUUCUGGGACUCAUACUGACCCUGGACAGACCAUACUUUUUGAGAAGGACCAAAGGCAUGGUGCUGGACUUACCGCCAAUGACCGAGAUCAUCGUCCCUGUCAGUAUGACUAAUGUUCAGCGGAAACUCUACAAAUCCAUUCUAACCAAGGAUACUGCCCUCAUUAAAUCGAUUCUUGCCAAACAUGGAAAGGGGAAAAUCAAGCUUACUGAGAGGACAAAGCUUAAUAACCUGCUAAUGCAGUUAAGAAAGUGUCUUUGUCAUCCUUUCCUCUAUAACGAGGACAUCGAAGAGCAAAAUGUUGACCCGGAAACUGCACACAAAAAUUUGGUUGACGCUGGGUCCAAGCUGGAGCUACUAAGCCUAUUGCUACCAAAGCUCAAAGAAAGGGGACACAGAGUGCUUAUGUUUACCCAGUUUUUGGGUAUGUUGGAUAUUCUAGAGGACUUCCUUUUUGCACUAGAUCUCAAAUAUCAGCGUCUCGAUGGCGCGGUGUCAACUCUUGAGAGACAAAAGAGGAUUGAUUCAUUCAAUGCCCCGAAUUCCGAGUAUUUCGCAUUCAUGCUUUCGACGAGAGCCGGAGGAGUUGGGAUUAACCUCGCAACAGCAGAUACUGUCAUCAUCCUAGAUCCAGAUUUCAAUCCUCAUCAAGACAUCCAAGCUUUAUCCAGGGCCCACAGGAUUGGACAGACGAAAAGAGUGCAGGUCUUUCAUCUCGUGACUAGAGAUACAGCAGAGGAAAAGAUCAUUCAAAUUGGCAAGAAGAAGCUAAGCCUCGACCAUUUGAUCAUAGAAAAGAUGGAUGCUACAGAAGAAGAGGAAGUUGAUGUGGAGAGUAUCUUGAAAUUCGGAGCUAGGGCGCUAUUCGAAGACGAGGGAGAAGCAUCUGAGGCGAGAAGAAUCCGGUACGAUGACGAUAGCGUGGACAAGCUUCUCGAAAAAGUUGCUACAGAGGAGCCAACAGUCGCUGAGAAAGACGGAGCAAACACUGGGGAAACUGCCUUCAGUUUCGCCCGAGUCUGGGCUAAUGAUACAUCAGUAUUGGAGGAAGGCUUUGGUCAAGAGCAAGAGGAGGAGGCCCCGCUCGGAUUCUGGGACAAAGUUUUGAAGGAGCGGGAAGAGGAGGCUCGGCUAGAAGCAGCUUCCAAAGCCGAAGAGUUUGGGAGGGGGAGGAGAAACAAAAAGGUUGAUUACAGAAUGGGGUUCGAUUUUUCUUCCAAACGGGGUCCCGAGGCGACGAGUGACACGGAUUUUCAUGAUUCCCUAGGCCCCGAAUCGGACUCGGAGGAGGGCCGGGCAGGGAGCGAGGUUUCAGACAAGCUUCUAAAUGCUAACCGUACUCAGGACUUUGGUCCCCAAAUCACACCAAUUAUCCCCCAAAUCCCAACAGAACCAACCCCCCGAGACUCCAACCUCACGGCGAUGCCGCGUCCUCCCCCACCUUACAUUCCGCAUCCAAACCGACAUAUUCCUGUUGCUCAGCCCCCUUACCCUCCUUACCCUCCUUACCCCCCUCAACCUCCUCCCGCAUCAUUCAAUAGAACCCCAAUCGACAAGUUUCAUCCGCUACAGUCGACACAGCACGUUUAUGGUGCCCCUCCCGCACCUGCUAUGCCUAGCAGACCGAUGGCACAAAUGAUGCCCGCUGCUCCCGUCGCCCCGAUUGCACCCAUGGUUCCUCCUCCGCUUCACGUUUUCCACACCGCACCUGGCUCGGUGACCAUGUCCUAUCCAAAUCUCAACGGUAAAUGCUUAGCUUGUGGCAACCCCCACCCACCAGGCCAGUGCCCGCUGAGAGAGAUCCCUGCGCAGCAUUGCCAACUUUGCUCUACCGCACAUCUCCCUGGUAUAAACACUUGCCCGCAUCUUAGCAGCGAGACCCAGGUCAAUGAGAUGCUCAUGGCGGUCAAUUUGAGCCCAGAAAUGCCGGUGCUAACUGCAGGCGCGAAGCAACUCUUAAGGGAGCGUAAGGGGGAAAUAAAAUUGAAGAAGAAGGAGGUAGCUAGAAGGAGACAAGCUUCUAUGAAUAGUGCUCCAUCGGCAAAUGGGUAUUAGAGUUUUUACUUUCCGCGCCCCGCCGACCUCCGAUCCCGCUUACAUCCCUUGGCCGCACCUCUCAUUAUACCGGUACUCUGCUCCCUUUUCUCGACUUUCUCCCCCCGAUCUCAAUCGCUGCCAAAAAAAAGGAAAAAAAAAAAAUCUAAACUUUCCUUUCUAUGACUUGAUACUGUCUCAGGUGGUUUACCUAAAUUUAAUACCAUCCUUUUUUUCUCACUCGCUCAUUUUCUUUUCUUUACUUCUGCUUUUUAUGGCAUUCUUCCGGUGGCUGGCUUAGAGGAUGUGAGGUUACCGGCGUUGAGUUAUAGUCAUAUGUAUAAUUGUGCAAAAGGGGAGGAACUCGUCGUGUUUAGUAGAUGGCUACUCUGAGCAAU
Messenger RNA from Tuber aestivum (summer truffle), 5785 nucleotides. Lineage: Eukaryota; Fungi; Ascomycota; Pezizomycetes; Pezizales; Tuberaceae. The record is from the annotation of a GenBank genome assembly.